Messenger RNA from Sinocyclocheilus anshuiensis, 2085 nucleotides. RefSeq names its product cyclic AMP-responsive element-binding protein 5-like. The record is from RefSeq and is a predicted model, not a curated record. The coding region runs from base 123 to 977 and encodes 284 amino acids. Lineage: Eukaryota; Metazoa; Chordata; Actinopteri; Cypriniformes; Cyprinidae. Gene Ontology annotation, molecular function: DNA-binding transcription factor activity. Gene Ontology annotation, biological process: regulation of DNA-templated transcription. The transcript is spliced from 4 exons.
AUCUUACCAUCACAAACAAUCCCCAUGCACAGGAAACCUUAGAUGUAGAAAUUAAAAACACAUGGUUGCCAGUAAAAGUUGGUAAAGCAAAUCUUGCUUCGGGCAGUUCCCUUUUAAAAAGCAUGAAUUAUCCACAGUGUUACAUGACAUUGAUGUUGACAGUGACCCCAGGAGCCAUUCUGACCCAUCUCUCCCCAUCUGUAAUCCUUCAGAGGUCAAAGGUCAUACCAGCUCACAGUCAACCUGCGGUUUCCAAUGGCAGUCAGAAUCCGCUUUGCCACAUGAUGGAGAUGAUGUCAUCACAUCAGCACCCACUGUCCCAUUUACAAUCCGCAUCUCAUCAUCAUGCAUACCAGCAGCACUGCCACAGCCAAUCACCACAAAGACUCGUACAUCAACAUCAAAGCCAAGACCAAUCACAUCACAGCCACGCUCACCACUCUCCACCAGCUCAUUUGCAUCCUGGCUCCACCCAUCAGACCACCCCUCCCCUUUCACAUCAGACAAUACCUACACAGAUGUCGUCCACACCGAAACAGACCCCCUGCCCGCAAUCUCCUCCACAGCUGUCCACAGGCAGACGCCGACGGACAUCAGAGGAAGGCCCAGAUGAGCGCAGAGAGAAGUUUCUGGAGAGAAACAGAGCUGCUGCGACACGGUGCAGACAGAAGAGAAAGGUCUGGGUGAUGUCGUUGGAGAGGAAGGCUGAGGAACUUACACACACUAACUUACAGCUGCAGAAUGAGGUGACAUCACUCAGGACAGAAGUCUCUCAACUGAAGCAAAUACUUCUUUCACAUAAAGACUGUCCUGUAUCUGUGAGACAGAGAGAAACACAGAGUGGAGUAGGUAGUCUAACAGGAAGUCCUGUCCAGCAACAUGCAAUCCAACACAACAGCAUCUCAACAUCAAGUUCGGCUCUACCACACACUCACCUCACCCCACACUCACACUCCACUAACAACACACAACUAUAACAUGCUUCAACAUGGACAGAAACUAAUGAGAAUACAAAAUACGACCCUUCUUUAGAGCCAUAUGGUCAGGGCACCUGUGACCAAACAGGUACCCAUCAGUGCAAAAGCAAAGCUUAACAGCAAAAUGUUUAAUCCAGAGUUUUAAACUUGGAUUUAUGACUAAAAUGGAAUGUAUGCAUCACAUACAUGUCUGAAAUGUUUAAUUACUCUCAAGCAUAGAAUAAUUAAAUUAAAAGUCUGUUUAUACUUCUGGCCCUUGACAUCUCAGGUAAUCAGCCGAGGGUGAAAUUGAUGUUUCCAGUGGUUUUAUUUUCACCUCACUGUGAUUCAUUACCGUGUUGGAAAACAAACUGUCCUUUUACCCUCACCAAAUUUGUUUUCUUAUUCUCAAAUCUGUCUUUCACCCUCUUCAUACCUCUCUUUCUGUUAUCUCACACUCUUCCUCGUGCUUGUUUAUAGCUGAUCUUUCUCAGGGACACUCAUCUAGUUUUACUCCUAGAGUAUGUGUGCACAUUUGUGUGUAUAUGUGUGUUUUGUUUCUGGCCACUUUCAGUGUAAAUGCUUUGAUAGCUUCAGUGACAGCUGUGUGCACUAAAUCCUGAAACUAAUGGCAAGGCUGUGUGAAAUGCAUUGAAUCAGGGCAGUUGUAAAUGUGUAAUUGUAAAUAGGAAUCUCUAGUUUUAUAAAUUCAUGAUGAUGCAGCUAAAGCUGAUUGUUUCAUGUUUGUCUUCAUUUUAUAAAGACAGAGCCAACAUCAGAAUCAUGUGUAGGAAUGAUAAUAAAGGAAUCAUGUCGCACUCAUGUCACUCUGAAUGUCUGUAUUCUCCUAAAACAAUUCAGCAUCGCAAUCAUUUCAUACUAACUGGCUCGGUGACAAUCAAAAUGUCAGUACUGACAUUUUCUGGAAAUUACAUGCAAGCAUGUGUACCAUCUCUGAUUUAAAAAAAUGCUUAUAUGGCUAUACAUUCUGUGUAAUACGGAAUUCUGAAUCUAGACGUGGAAAAAAAUAAUGUUUGUAAACUCUGCAGGUUUAAACAGUUUUAUGCAUGUAAAGUUUUUUUUUUAUAUAUUUAUCUAUUUUUGUACACAUUUGUGGCCAUUUUUAAUU